This is a messenger RNA of Oikopleura dioica, 468 nucleotides long. Lineage: Eukaryota; Metazoa; Chordata; Appendicularia; Copelata; Oikopleuridae. The record is from the annotation of a GenBank genome assembly.
AUGAAUGAAGAGAAAAUGUAUCGUGUUGGAAAGUAUAGCAGCCUUUUGGACGAAUAUCUCAACGAUAUGAACGACAUUCAAUUCAGCAUUCCAAAAGAACUUCAAGCUGAAAAAGAGCGAAUCGAGCUGCAAAAAGAAGUCGAAAAAGCGAAGCAAGAAAAUCGCGAAUAUACUCCCCCAGCUCGAUCUUAUUCGACCGAAUUUACGAAACAGUUUCUGCCAGGGCCAGAUCCAUCUAUUCCAGAUACGGAAGAUAUGGAGAGGCUCAAUGGAAGUUUAAUGCUUCCCGAAAUGGAAGAAAUUAUGCCGGAUAUCAACGCUCCUUUCUCAGAGUUUGACUUGGCGCGUAUUGACGAGAGAUUGCGAACGCUCGGCAUCGACCCUUCUCUAGCUUCUAUCGGUGAGUCGGACAACGACGAUUCCACAAUCAACGGAAAAGACCUUGAGUCGCAAGAAGUCGAUCUUUAA